Trichomycterus rosablanca is the source of this 3299-nucleotide messenger RNA. RefSeq names its product post-GPI attachment to proteins inositol deacylase 1 (gene pgap1). The record is from RefSeq and is a predicted model, not a curated record. Gene Ontology annotation, cellular component: endoplasmic reticulum. The transcript has 26 exons. Gene Ontology annotation, molecular function: phosphatidylinositol deacylase activity. Lineage: Eukaryota; Metazoa; Chordata; Actinopteri; Siluriformes; Trichomycteridae. The coding region runs from base 1 to 2817 and encodes 938 amino acids. Gene Ontology annotation, biological process: endoplasmic reticulum to Golgi vesicle-mediated transport; GPI anchor metabolic process.
AUGAAAGCGCUUAUUUACGGGUUUUACGCGGCCGCUCUGGCGCUUCUCUUGACUGGACUGCGGGAGUUGCUCUUUGGGUUUGAGGAGAACCGCUGUAGCAUGACCUACAUGUUCGAAAUUCCUGAGUACCGGCGCGUCCAGCUUCCUCGACGUGUGGCGCGUCAGUACCCGGCAUAUGGACUCUAUCUUUACGGUGAAGGAUUAUAUGCUCAGGAAACUCAGAACCUCAAACUGAGCGGAGCUCCUGUACUCUUCUUACCUGGAAAUGCAGGAAGCUACAAGCAAGCUCGAUCUUUGGGCUCCGUGGCGUUGAGGAUGGCCGAGGACAAAGACAAAGGGUUCCACCUAAAUGUCUUUACCAUCGACUUCAAUGAGGAGCUGGUGGCCCUGUAUGGUGGAAGCCUAAUCCGGCAAACUCACUUCCUUCAUGAAAGCAUCAAGGUCAUCCUGAAGCUUUACAAGAAUUGUCCUAAUCCUCCGACCAGCGUGGUGUUGGUGGGUCAUUCUAUGGGUGGUGUAAUUGCUCGAGCUCUUUUCUCUCUCCCUCGCUUCAAUCCUCACCUGGUCAGCCUCAUCCUUACCCAGGCGUCCCCUCAUCAGGCCCCUGUUCUUUCUUUGGAUCCCUACAUUUUAGAUUUCUACUCAUCUGUUGGGCAGCAUUGGAAGACAGGAGGAAGAGAUUUGCAUAAUGUGACUGUUUUGUCGGUGGGUGGUGGAUAUCGCGACUAUCAAGUUCGCUCAGGCUUGACGACCUUGACCUGCCCUGCCGAUGACCUUAACAAGAUGGCCAUUGUGGUGACUGCUGUUCCCAGGACGUGGGUGUCUACAGAUCACUUGUCCAUCGUGUGGUGUAAGGAGUUAGUCCUGGCUACAGUUCGAGCCUUCCUUGAUCUCAUCGAGCCGGAAACGGGGCAGUUCACAGAGGACUCUGAGGAGAGGAUGUCUGUAUUGAAUUAUCACUUUGUUCGGCACCCAGUGCAGCUCCCAGGUGGGAGGGCCGACAUGCCCAUCAGCUUCUCAGGUGUCCCAGAGGCAUGGAGUGAAGUGAACACACUCCGUCUGUUCUACAGUGCUCCCAAGGAAGUUCAAUUUCAGUACUUCUUGUUUGCACUGUCCAGCAGGAGAAAGGCGUACACACAUUUCUACUGUCGCAAUAGCAACAUGGAAAUGUCUAGCUGGCUAUUUGGCUGCACCCAGAUGAACGGCUACAUGUGUGUGCAAGCAGUAGAUUUGUCCCACAAAACAGAACUUCUCCCAGCUUACAAGAUACUGACGAUGAAUCUGAGUGAUCUCCGUAGCUUCUCUCAUCUUGUCAUAGAUGCUUCAAAUCCCAGUGCAAGACAGUUUAUAGUGGAGUGUGAGUGGCAGAGAGAAAAAGGUCUGACCAUCCCAGCACCCGUACCCCACGUUCUGUCUUUUGGUUUGACAUCAAGUGAUGUUACUAUCAACUCGUCAGGUCUAGUCCACACGCUACACCUGCAACACUUUCACCAGGUUUAUCAGGCUUUUAAAAUCACCGUCAAGAGCCGGUGCAGGGUUACUAAAGAAAGAUUGCCCAGUAUCUAUAGAAUGAAGGUACCAUGGUUUCGAGAAGAUUCCUUCUUCACUGCAAGCAUUUCCUCAGUCACUGAGAUAGGAGGCAUGCUGCACACCAGCCACCGAGACGACACCUUAAGUGCCCACUUGCAACUCUACACUUCCCCCAACUGCCAGUACAAGAUAUCAAUCCGGACCUCAUUUCCUGAAGUGCUCGGACAGAUCCUGCGUUUCUGUGGACCAGUAUUGCCGGUGUAUGUGGCUGUAGCUUUGCUAAUGGCUUUGAGGAGGCAGCUGUCCUCUGUGCUUCAUACAGGCCAAGCCGGCAGUAUGAGAGAUGCAGUAGGUAACAGUCUGCAGCUGCAUCUGCUAGAGCCUCCUGUCCUGCUGCUCCACCUGUUACUUAGGCAAGGCUGGUUUCAGGAGGUCUGGUUGGCUCUGGGUCUCCCUGCUGUUGACCCUUUGCCCUUAACCUCUCAGGAGGACCUUUCACAUGGUGCACUAAGCCCUGAGCAGGACUGGCCCCGCCUUAUAUCACCACUGCUAUGUGUUCUGGGGACUGCCAUGGCAUUCUGGGGAAGCACUGUCCAUAGUUUGUUUUUACGCACUCUGUCUUUCCUCAUGGCUCCACUGCACAGGCACUCAGUCUCCCGACACUGUGGAACUCUUCGUCUGCCUGUUCAAAUCCUCCUCAUCCUUGGUCUGUCUGCGCUGGCUCGAUUUACCUGUGGAGCCCUGUCAAUCACGGCUGGCUUUCUGCUCCACCUUUAUCGGGUUCUCCGAUUACAGACGACUGAGAAAACUUUGGGUCACAUGCUGAACCUGGCACCACAGAAAACACAGCAGAACACUGAGAAUGGCCACAGCGAAAGCCAGAGGAAGCUCAAAGAAUCUAACGGUGGUCCACCCCUGUCCGAAUCUGCCGUGCAGGAGGUCAGAGACGACCUGCAGAUUCACCUGAGCGUGUCCGCACUGCUUACGCUACCUGUGAUGCUCAGCGCGCCCUCGCUUAUCUACUGGUGCCGCAACCUUAAAUAUUCCAUUCAUCUGGAUCCGGACCCUCAUUGGCCACACAGCCUUCCCCUGCUCAUUGCCUCAGUGCUUCUCAUCAACUGCAACAUGCUCACUCUGACCAACAGUAAAGUGAUGCUGAAGCCAACUUCCCAUCUGCUGCUCCCUCUGAGCAUAGCCAUGUUGACCUUCUCCACUCUUCACCUGUACCGCAUCACUUACCUUCUGUCUGCUGCGCUGAUGCUACUUGUGCUGUCCUGUUACCUCUGACCCCCUUUUUGAACCUAGGGACCAGUCCAGAAAGAACCGAAACAGCCUUAGUUUGUGGUACCUUGCAUUUUUUUUACUGCACUCACCAUGGAUUUCAUCUUGAAUUAUGGGUAGCUUUCAAACAGGGUAUUUGACAGGUCACCUGUGAUUGUGUAUUUUUGGGUUUCUUCAUUUUACAGCCAUUUGGGGGGAGGGUUAUUUGCAGUUGCUGGUGCAUCUGUGCAUAUUUGGGUUUAUGCAUUUAUUUUAUUGUAUUAUCAUAAACAGUAUCAGUAAAGCACAUUUACACUCACGGUGGCAGUGCAUUAUAUUUCUAAGGAAAUCCAAAACCUAAGAGACUAACAUUGUUUUAGUCCAAGAGACUAGCAAUUUUCCCCUGGGCAUCAUGGGGAUAUUUUUAUUGUUAUAAAAUUCUAUGGUUGCAUGUUGAGAGGUGAAAACAUGCAAUUUAGGUCGUAAACAUGCCUUCACAUGGCCUUCAC